Molecule: messenger RNA, 1562 nt
Organism: Ictalurus punctatus (channel catfish)
Lineage: Eukaryota; Metazoa; Chordata; Actinopteri; Siluriformes; Ictaluridae
Gene: cdk20
Product: cyclin-dependent kinase 20
Exons: 8
Coding region: 234-1268 (344 amino acids)
Biological process (GO): protein phosphorylation
Cellular component (GO): nucleus
Molecular function (GO): cyclin-dependent protein serine/threonine kinase activity; ATP binding
Source: RefSeq, a predicted model, not a curated record
CGUAGCGCUAUGCUUCUGUCUCCAUGGAAACGCUGCGAACUCGUUAGGGCGAGAUUAGCUGCUUGUUUUGCACUGAGUAUUUAGCUUGGUUAGUAAAGUAUAACGUCGGGUUAGCAUGUAUUUUAAAUAUGUGUAUUAUUUAUAGUAUCGACUUUUAUUUAAAUAAAACACGAAGUCUUAUUUGGUGAACGAAGCAAGUUAGCUUUACGGGUUAGCUGCUUUGGGCUCGUGCCAUGGAUCAGUACAGUAUUCUCGGUAGGAUUGGCGAAGGAGCGCAUGGAAUUGUGUUCAAGGCCAAACAUAUCGAGACAGGAGAGACGGUGGCACUGAAGAAAGUGGCCCUACGAAAGCUAGAAGACGGGAUUCCCAACCAAGCACUGAGAGAAAUUAAAGCACUUCAGGAAAUUGAAGAUAACCCAUACGUAGUAAAGCUGAAGGAUGUGUUCCCACACGGUACCGGCUUUGUGCUGGUCUUCGAGUACAUGCUCUCGGAUCUGUCGGAGGUUAUCCGGAACUCUCAGAGACCCCUGACUGAAUCUCAGGUCAAGGGCUACAUGAUGAUGUUACUCAAAGGGGUGGCUUUCUGUCAUGAGAACUCCAUCAUGCACAGGGAUCUGAAGCCUGCAAACCUUCUAAUCAGCUCGACAGGUCAUUUGAAGAUUGCUGAUUUUGGUCUGGCCAGGCUUUUUUCCAAUGAAGGAGAGAGGCUUUACAGCCAUCAGGUGGCCACAAGGUGGUACAGAGCUCCAGAGCUUCUAUACGGUGCUCGGAAAUAUGACGAAGGAGUAGAUCUCUGGGCAGUGGGCUGUAUUUUUGGGGAGCUGUUGAAUAACUCUCCUCUGUUCCCUGGAGAGAAUGACAUCGAGCAGCUGUGCUGCGUGCUCCGUGUCCUGGGAACUCCCAACCAGAAAGUGUGGCCGGAGAUCACAGAGUUGCCAGAUUACAACAAGAUCACGUUUAAAGAUAACCCGCCGAUCCCUCUGGAGGAAAUCGUGCCUGACACGUCCCCUCAGGCCAUUGACCUGCUGAAGAAAUUUCUCGUGUAUCCGUCCAAGCAGAGGAUUAAUGCCAGACAGGCUUUACUGCAUCCCUACUUCUUCACAGACCCGCUCCCUGCCCAUCACUCGGAGCUGCCCAUUCCUCAGCGCGGGGGGAAACACUCUCGCCAGCGACUGCAGCCCCCCUACGAGUUCUCGGUGGAACGGCCUUUGCAUGAGAGCCUGGUGGAUCCCGGUCUGAUCCAUCCACACGCAUGGGGGUGUUUAUAAACACUGCUUCACUCAUCAUGGCUUCUUUCCACGGUAGCAGGUCUCUGAAGCGGACUGUGCAUUAGUGUUUAGCAUUCUUCAAAUAUUCGUGAAUAUAUAAUAUAGUAAGUGAGGUCUAAAAAUGAGUGCUAUUUAUUUCCUGACUGUAAUAAUACAAAUUCAGGAUCUUAUAUCAAAUAUUGUGUUUUUUCUUCACUAGGGAAUGGCCAUAGUUGUUGUAAAGUCAUUUAGAUCAUUCUAGACCUGUGAUCUUAUUCUUUAGAGCACAUUUGAAUAAACCAAAGUGGUUCAGGA